Thermochaetoides thermophila DSM 1495 is the source of this 2037-nucleotide messenger RNA. RefSeq lists its product as uncharacterized. The record is from RefSeq and is a predicted model, not a curated record. Gene Ontology annotation, biological process: cellular response to pH. The transcript is spliced from 4 exons. Lineage: Eukaryota; Fungi; Ascomycota; Sordariomycetes; Sordariales; Chaetomiaceae. Bases 1 to 2037 code for a protein of 678 amino acids. Gene Ontology annotation, cellular component: plasma membrane.
AUGCAGGCAUUAGAGGCACGUCAGCUCUUCGCUGGCCUCACUUCCAGUACUGGUGCCCAACCCACCGGCACUUCAGGUUCAAGCCGCCCCUGUGCUGUAUAUAACCUUCCCAUUGGCGGUGUCCUGUCACUACCUGGUGGUGAGGUUCUCACCUUGACUGCCGCGGGCUCAUACAAGCCAGCAUGUACGCCUGUCGUGCCCCCAGCUAUCAUAGCAAACGGAGGUGGAGGUUCUGUCACCAUUGACGAGACAGAUACCGUUCAGGACCGCAUCCCGGUAGCUGAUAGUGACCCAUUCUAUGCCUCGACCUUCCCACAGUGCUAUGCCCUCGCCGCUACGACCGUGGUGGCAUACACGUUGGUUAUCAUGUUGCUCAUCACUCCACGGUCGUUCCUAAAUGGCGGUGUUGUCGUUCUGGGUCGCAGAGGCUUCACCAAUGGGGGGAGCGGCCCCAGCAUUGGCGGUCGGCCGUGGCUACAGAAAGUGGCUGCGCUGACCGUGGCUAUCUCCUUGACAAUUGCCAGUGCCGCAACGUUCGAUGCUGCUGAACGGCAGUACAGAGAUGGUUAUCAGGAUGCCCGGGCUCUGCAGGCCGAAGUCUUAGGCGGUAAUGAGCUCAAGAUUAUCCGGAUCAUCUCAAACACAUUCCUGUGGCUUGCUCAGGCACAGACACUGAUUCGUCUUUUUCCUCGUCACCGGGAAAAGGUUAUCAUCAAGUGGACUGCCUUUGCCCUCAUCAUUCUUGACAUUAUAUUCCAAUCCCUUAAUUGCUUUCACUAUCCCGACCCUCCCUCGCGACCUGGCUUCUUUAAGGACGCUGUCCCUGCCCUCAGCUACCUCUUCGCCCUUUCAUUGAGUAUGAAGAAUAUGUGUCUGGUGGCUGCCUUAUCUCUUCUUUCCCUUUUGAUACCCGUUGUUUUCUUUAUUUUGGAUAUUUCGAAGCCUGAGUUCACAGGAUGGGGCGAAUAUGUUAGAUGGGUUGGCGCAGCAGCAGCCAGCGUCAUUGUCUGGGAAUGGGUCGAACGAAUCGAGGCUCUGGAGCGGGAAGAGAAAAAGGAUUGUAUCCUUGGAAGGGAGGUUUUCGAUGAUGGGGAUGAGACUUGGGAUAUGGCAUACUCUGAGUCCAAUUUCAGAAAGAGAAGGAAGCGUGGUAGGAACGGAGGAGACAAUGAGACCGGUGAUGAAAGGGCGAGUGACAGCAAUGCCAGAGCAGUCCGUGGGAUUGCCACACCGAUUAGCAGGGCCGACACUGCCAGCGCUGCCAGCACUGUUUAUGCCGUCAGAUAUCACAGCCCUCUUACCGACCCACCACCACAAGUUGAGGAUACCAGGUCCUCAUCUCCUAGCACCAGUACUGAGGCGACCAGUCCCAACCAUGAAGAUAUAAGAAAUCAGGAAAGCGGCCGCGAUGGUGCUUUACGGCCCUCACCCCUUCCCGAAAACUCAGAACCCUCGUCACCGACGACUCGGUUGCUUGCUUUAACGCGAAGACUCCCAUUUGCUCGUGGUCAUCAGGGCAACGACGAAGAGUGUGGCGAGUCAAACACACCGCCCACAGAACAGCGACAGCCAAAAAGAAGAUCACACAGUAUCAGCAUGGGCGGUUCAGGCAGUGGCAGUAAAUGGGACAUUCGCAGCCGCCUCGAAGAGUUUGCUGCGGCCCAGGCUGAGCGCCUGCGUGAAAAACUCCGGCCGACUCCGGAUACCGACAGCUUACCGGUCACCAUAAUCCCUGCGCCGCCGAGACCUGGUGCUGCGCUGGCAGAGGUAUUGAGGGAGCAACAACAGGAACAGGAGCAGCAGCAGCGGGAGCGGGAGCAGGAGCAGUCCCGGCAGCAAGAGUAUUUUAGAGGAGGAGCAUCUACGAGCAGCAGCAACGUCACUACACGCCACAGGAACGCCGGUCUACCCUGCGUCUACCCUUACGAUAUGCCCUUCUGGUGUGCUAUCACCCACUGGGCAACGGCCGAGGAGUACGGCUCCUUCGGCACCUCCACAGUCCCCUCCUCCUGGAGCUCCUGCAAGCUGAACCUUUGA